AUGUCUUACCAAUACAAGAGUUCAUACAGUAAUGAUGACAUGGACCUGGCGGUGUCUGCCGUUCGCAGAAAGGAGAUGAAAUUAAAGGAUGCAUCAUUGCAAUAUGGGGUGCCAAAGUCAACGCUCCACGACCAUGUUAUGGCAAAGGAUGAUAAAACGUUAGGCAGUAGAGGGAGGAAACGCGAACUUAGCGAUGACGACGAAAGGGCUCUUGCCAACUACCUGACAUACAUGGCCAACCAGGGUGUGCCGGCCUCUCGUCCAAUUGUGAAGGCGAAGGUUAUUGAAAUCCUUAAUGAGUCUGGUUCAGCACAAAGAGUGAACAUGAUCACCGGGCCUACCAGUAAAUGGUUUAAAGGCUUCUUGAACCGCCACGGGCUGAGCAACAGAACUGCAGAAAGCAUGAACGCCGCCCGAGCGUCAAUGUCCACCGAGGCUGUCUUGAAUGAGUUCUUUGAUUUUUAUGAGGCAGUGGUGGACAAGUAUGACAUAAGGAACAAGUCCGAACAGAUCUUUAACUGCGAUGAAACGGGUUGGACGGGGAAAGAAAAAUCUACAUCAAAGGUUAUUGCGCCCAAGAACGGACAUGUAUUCAAAAAGAAAAUAGUACCAAGUGGACACAUAACCGCACACGUUUGUGUCAGUGGCAGUGGUCGUUUUCUGCCGUCGCUGGUGAUAUUUCAAGAUUGCGUUCCACAUCGUAAAAUCGAGGAUGUUCCUGAGUCAUGGUUGUUUGCGGCUAGUGACUCCGGCUUCAUGAAUACAGAUAUUUUCCAUCAGUGGUUCGUGAAGUGCUUCAUUCCCCACUGCGGGAAAGCAAGACCCGUGCUGCUAACCAUGGAUAAUCAUGGCAGUCAUGUUUCCAUCAACACUAUCAAGGCUGCAAUUGAAAACGACGUAGUGUUGAUGGGAUUCCCUGGACAGACAACACACAUCCUUCAGCCUUUAGAUGUUAAGGUAUUUGGGCCACUUAAGUCGCGAUUUGCUACCGUGUGUAGCCAUCUUGGGUACUCUUGCUCAGGUGUAACAUUGGGGAAAUCAAAGUUUCCUGCAGUAUUACGACAUGCCAUCGACCAGGCGACACCAGCUUCGGUUCAGCGAGCUUUUGAAGUUACUGGUCUGUGCCCUGUUAACCGUGACGCGAUAGACAAAUCACAGCUGAUUGAACCAAUGUUCGCAACCACAGGCGAAACCAGUGGUUAG
Messenger RNA from Mya arenaria, 1203 nucleotides. RefSeq lists its product as uncharacterized. The transcript is spliced from 5 exons. Gene Ontology annotation, molecular function: DNA binding. Gene Ontology annotation, cellular component: nucleus. Lineage: Eukaryota; Metazoa; Mollusca; Bivalvia; Myida; Myidae. The coding region runs from base 1 to 1203 and encodes 400 amino acids. The record is from RefSeq and is a predicted model, not a curated record.